CCCACCCCGUUUGCCGUUUAAUUACGAGCUGCCCGGCCCGGCCGCUAGCCCCGGUGUGUGGGGGUGGCGGGGAGUUCCCUCCGCGGCACCCGCGUUCCCGUACCUCGCGCACAGCCCGCCGGCCGCCAUCUUCGUUCCCCUCUCACGUGACCCGUUAUCCGCCGUACCGGCCGGCGCCAGCAUCACGUGACGGGGACCCGCUCUUCCCUCGCCCCCCCCCCCCAUCAUGUGACAGACACGGGCAGCAAGAUGGCGCCGUCCAGUGAGCUGAGAUGUGAAGUCAGAUGAAUAUCAGACGUGGAGAGAGAAAUUAAAUCUGCUCUAGCUGUCAGGAACUGUAAAGGAGAAGUUGUGCAACUAAAUGAAAGAACAGGAGGCGUUGCAGUAGGAUGAAAGUGAACUUUUACUAAUGGACCAAGGACUGUAUUGAAAAUUUUGGAAUCUGACAGUUGUAAAGAUUCUGAAAUCACAGGAUGCCGCUGACUGGAACCAUGUUAAACAAACCAGUGCUUUUGGAAUCCCUGAUUGUGUUCAUCAUUGUGUUGUGUGUGCACACAGUAGUUUGGGACCGGUAUUCCUGGUGUGUUAUUGCUCUUGCUAUUCAGGCUUUUUAUGUCCAAUUUAAAUGGGACCGUCUACUCCGACUGGGUGCGGCCGUAUUCCAGUUUCGGACGACAGCUAACAGUGGCCUACUACCAGCUAGUAUGGUCAUCCCACUCCUGGGGAUUGUGAUGAAGGAGAGAUGCAAGGCUGCUGGCAUUGUGUACUUUGAACGUUUUGGCAUAGUUGUGGCCUCCACAGGCAUGGUGCUAGCCCUCUUCCUAUCUGUAAUAGCAGUUGGCAUCACAAGGCCUGUGCCAACUAACACCUGCAUACUUUCAGGCAUUGCUGGCAGUAUAAUCCUCUAUACCAUGAAGUAUUCUUUAACUGUUUCUGAAGUGAUAGAGGUUCUGGAAGUGCUGCUUAUUUUUGUCUACCUCAGUAUGAUCUUGCUCUAUCUGUUGCCUCGAUGUUUUACUCCUGGGGAAGCAUUACUAGUCCUUGGCGGUAUAAGUUUCAUCCUCAAACAGCUCAUUAAACGCUCACUGAACGUGAUAGAGGGCAGAGGGGAUCCUGUAGACUUCGUCCUUCUAGUGGCAGUGGCUGGGGUGGUCCUUCUUGGAAUUUUCUUCACUGCUCUCUUCUUCUUCAUGGAUUCAGGAACCUGGACAUCCUCCAUGUUUUUCCACAUGAUGACAGCAGUGCUGGGACUGGGGGUCCUCAUGCCUUGGCUUUACCAUCUGAUUCGAAGGAAUCCCUUGGUCUGGCUGCUCCAGUUUCUGGUUCAGACACAGACAAGAGUUUACCUCCUUGUGUACUGGACCCUGUUGGCUGCCUCUGCAUGCAUGGUGGUUCUUUACCAGAAUUCCAAGAGAUCAUCUGAAUCUAAAAAGCACCAAGCUUCAACCAUAACCAGAAAAUACUUCCAUUUCAUCGUGGUGGCUACUUACAUCCCUGGCCUAAUUUAUGACCACCAGCUUCUCUACAUUGCUGCAGUGCUGUGUCUGGUAGUGUUUAUCCUUUUAGAGUACAUACGAUACUUCAGGAUCAAGCCAUUUGGCCAAACACUCAGGCACUUGCUCACUCUCUUCUUGGAUGAACGAGAUAGUGGACCUCUGAUCUUGACUCACAUUUACCUACUUGUUGGGAUGUCCCUUCCAGUGUGGUUGUUCCCCAGGCCUUGUGCUCCGAAAGGUACCCUGCCUGGGGCAGGAGCAUUGGUUCCCUACUCUGGGGUACUGGCAGUAGGGGUGGGAGACACAAUAGCCUCAAUUUUUGGCAGUACAAUAGGGGAAAUCAAAUGGCCGGGGACAAAGAAGACGUUUGAAGGGACAAUGACUGCCAUCUUUGCUCAGAUCAUUGCUGUGGCUCUUAUUCUGAUCUUUGAUGGCAGAGUGAACCUGAACACCAGCUAUGCCUGGAUUUUGGGGUCCAUCAGCUUAGUUUCCCUUUUGGAAGCCUACACUACCCAAAUAGACAAUCUGCUCUUACCUCUCUACCUCCAGAUACUACUCAUGGCUUAGAGACAUUGCCAGGAACAGAGACUUUCUUUCUAGCUAGGGGUGAUAAUGAGCCAUGCAUCCCUGUUGAGAGCUCAGUUGAGCCAGUUUGGUAUGAAAUGCUAUAUUUGGUAUAGCGGGUAGAACAGCUAAUGACAGAAAGGAAAUAGUUCUUCAACUCUUAAUUUACAAUAAAAGUAAAGGCUUCUGUUUGUUUUUUGUUUAUUAUUUAAUAGCUAAAGCAGCACUAACUGUUGCAUCCUCUCAGAGGAGUAACAGGAAACCAUCCACAUGAUACUGUGAUUCGUAUAGCUGGUGAUGCUGAAUUAGAUAUACAGUCAUAGUGAUUUUGUUUCCAGGUCUCUUCUGGAUGCACUGAAGCAGAAGGGGUGAGAAAGAUGAGUUCACUAGAAGGGAAAAGACGGGGUCAUUACAUUUUCCUGGUUUUGCUACCUUAGAAGUUUGAAAUAGACACGGUUCACCAGAUGUAUGUAGUGGUGUUGAAGCCAUAUUGGUCCCAGGAUGUUAGAGAGACAAGGUGAGUGAGGUAAUAUCAUUUAUUGGGCCAACUUCUGUUGGUGAGAGAGACAAGCUUUCGAGCUACACAGAGCUCUUCUUCUGGUGACCUCAACAAGAGCUCCUCGUAGCUCCAAAGCUUGUCUCUCUCACCAACAGAAGUUGGUCCAAUAAAUAUUACCUCACCCACCUUGUCUCUCUGUUCACCAGCACAGGCUCCUACAAAGCUUGUGCACUGUAUUAGUUUGCCACCGGGUUGGGUCCUGGCAUCUUAUAUUAUUGCCCAUGUGAAUUCUGCCUCUUUCAAUAAAAGCAUGCUGUUGCAGUGAGGGUGUGCACCACCUGCACCAUAGCAUCAAGUUGUAUGAA
Messenger RNA from Mauremys reevesii (Reeves's turtle), 2924 nucleotides. RefSeq names its product dolichol kinase (gene DOLK). Gene Ontology annotation, molecular function: dolichol kinase activity. Gene Ontology annotation, biological process: dolichyl monophosphate biosynthetic process. The coding region runs from base 474 to 2063 and encodes 529 amino acids. NCBI's taxonomy places the organism in Eukaryota, Metazoa, Chordata, Testudines, Geoemydidae. The transcript has 3 exons. The record is from RefSeq and is a predicted model, not a curated record. Gene Ontology annotation, cellular component: endoplasmic reticulum membrane.